Messenger RNA from Rotaria sp. Silwood1, 339 nucleotides. The record is from the annotation of a GenBank genome assembly. Lineage: Eukaryota; Metazoa; Rotifera; Eurotatoria; Philodinida; Philodinidae.
AUGCGAAAAAAAUUAUCUUUGCUAACUUUUUUAUUCAUAUUCAUCUUACUGAUAAAUAUACCUUCUUCACAAGGACAAACUAGCAGCACAACAACAGCAUCAGCAACAUCAACAACAGCAACAACAUUGACAACGACAACAAUAUCAUCAGGGUCAACAACAACAAUAACAUCAACAACAGUAACAGCAAUAACAUCAACAACAGUAACAGCAAUGGCAUCAACAACACUAACAGGGACAACAAUAUCAACAGCAUCAUCAACAUCAAUAAUGAUAAUGACGACAACGUCAUCUACACCAAGCUGCUCAAACACUCUAUUGAUAGUGAAUAAAAGUUAG